Molecule: messenger RNA, 927 nt
Organism: Metarhizium brunneum ARSEF 3297
Lineage: Eukaryota; Fungi; Ascomycota; Sordariomycetes; Hypocreales; Clavicipitaceae
Product: 3-oxoacyl-[acyl-carrier-protein] reductase FabG
Molecular function (GO): oxidoreductase activity
Source: RefSeq, a predicted model, not a curated record
AUGGCAGACCAAGCUCAAAAAAGAAUCACUGCCAUCGGCCAGCAGCUUGAGCCGUCACCGGGCGGCCUCCCACGGAUCGCCAAGGUGGCCGGCAAGUCCAAUGGCCCUCGAGCCGAAGGCAAAGUCGUCAUCAUCACAGGUGCAAAUUCGGCCCUGGGCAUUGGCCGCGCAACGGCCCACCAAUUUGCAGAGAAUGGCGCCAAGGCAGUCUAUAUUUGCGACUACGCCGACUCCAACCUCGCUGCGCAUAAGCAGGAGAUGACGGGCCUAUAUCCGGCGGUAGAUGUCCACAUUUGGCAGUUCGACGCCGCAGACGAGGCCCAAGUCAAGGCCGUGGUAGAUGACGCUCUUGACCGGUACGGCCGUCUGGAUGUGUUCUUUGCCAAUGCCGGCAUCACGGGAUUGAAUGUCGUCUUCACCGAGUUCAAAGACUCGGAUUUCAUGGAGGUUCUCAAGACAAACACUCUAAGCGUCUUCCUGGCGGCAAAGUAUGCCGCGCCUGCCAUGAUGAAAACAUCGCCAUCCAAGCCUACAUCAGGCGGAUCCAUCAUCGGAACCGCUUCUGUCGCCGGAAUCCGUUCCAACGCCGGCUCGACCCCUUACUCAGCCUCCAAAGCGGCCGUCGUCUCUCUCGCCCAGACCAUCGCGUACCAGCUCGCCGGUACGGGGGUCCGCGUUAAUGCCAUUUGCCCCGGUCUCAUCGAGACGGGCAUGACGGCCCCCGUGUACCAGGCCGCCAGGGCGAGGGGCAACGAGAAGAAGAUUGGGCACCUGAACCCAACGAGAAGAGGCGGCCACGCAGACGAGAUUGCGCGGGUGGCCCUGUUCCUGGGCACCGACGAGAGCAGCUAUGUGAAUGGCCAGGCCUGGGCUGUCUGCGGCGGGUUGAGCGCCGGACAUCCAUAUGUUCCCGGACGGCUGAGCUAG